UUUUUCUUUUUGUAUCCGAAACAAGAUUUGCCAACCCACAUUACUUAAAUUACUUACCUAUCUUUCCCUAACCUACUCAACAACAAAGACAAUUACAUAUACCCUUCAUUUCUUUAAUCCCCUAUAAGUGGAUUAUGUUUCCAUUAAGCUCUUUUGCAUAUAAAUAGGACUCGUCCAAUACAAUCCACAAUGCAACCGUAUUCUUUUUUCCUUCAUAUUACCAUUUCUUGUAUUAAAGCUUAGAGGGGGAAUAGCUUAAAGUUCCAUUCUUUUCUUGAUUCUUAAUUCUUGAUUCUUGAUUCUUGAUUCUUGAUUCUUAUUUGGUUUGUGGAAAUGGGUAGUGUUGGAUUGUUGAAGAAUUCCGCCAUGGUUUGUGCUCCAUUAAUGGCCCCAUCAGUGGAGCAAUUGGUUCAUGGUAUGCUUCAGGCAAAAGCACAAGGUGCAGAUUUAGUUGAGAUUAGGCUGGAUGGUAUCAACAACUUCCAACCCCAGAAAGAUCUUCAACUCCUCCUAAAUAAUAAUCCACUUCCUGUUCUCAUUGUUUACAGGCCAAUAUGGGAAGGAAAUGAGUUUGAAGAGGAUGAUGACCACAUCCACAAGCAGUUGGAAGUCCUUCGGUGGGCUAAAGAAUUGGGAGCUGAUUAUAUUGAGUUGGACCUCAAGAUAGCUAGUGACUUCACGAAAAAAGAAAAGUCGAGGUGGAGUAGUGGUUGUAAAGUAAUUGCAUCAUGCUUUGUGGACAAUGUGACCUCAAAAGAAGACCUCAGUCAAGUUGUUGCACGCAUGCAAUCUACUGGGGCCGAUAUCCUCAAAAUUGUUACAAAUGCAAAUGACAUUACAGAACUAGAGAAAAUGUUUCACUUGCUUUCACAUUGCCAGGUGCCACUUAUUGCAUACUCUCUUGGGGAAAGAGGUCUCAUAAGUCAGUUGUUGGGCCCGAAAUUUGGUAGUGUCCUAGUAUAUGGAUCUCUUGAUUGUAAUGCUGUACCUGGUCUGCCUACUCUCGGCAGCCUUAGACAAGCCUAUGGAGUUGAUUUUUUGGAUACCGAUACUAAAGUGUUUGGGCUUAUCUCUAAACCAGUGGGUCAUAGUAAAGGACCUAUUUUGCAUAAUCCUACAUUUAGACAUGUGGGGUACAAUGGAAUUUAUGUUCCAAUGUUUGUCGAUGAUCUUAAGGAGUUCUUCAGGGUCUACUCAAGUCCCGACUUUGCUGGUUUCAGUGUUGGGAUCCCUUACAAGGAAGCAGUGGUGAGUUUUUGUGAUGAAGUCGAUCCACUGGCUAAGUCUAUAGGGGCUGUAAAUACUAUCAUACGGAGGCCUUGCGACGGAAAGCUAAUUGGUUAUAACACAGAUUGUGAGGCUUCUAUAACAGCCAUUGAGGAUGCUUUGAAAGUAAAUGGAGCAGCUUUUCUUCCUUCUCCACUCGCGGGUAAACUGUUUGUGGUGGUGGGUGCUGGAGGUGCAGGAAGAGCAUUGGCAUUCGGAGCGAAGAGCAGGAGAGCUGAAAUUGUGAUUUUUGACAUUGAUUUUGAUAGAGCAAAGGCUCUUGCUGCUGCAGUUUCUGGUGAAGCUCUGCCAUUUGAGAAAUUAGCUUCUUUUCAGCCUCAGAAAGGUGCGAUCCUUGCCAAUGCAACACCUAUAGGAAUGCAUCCAAAUAAAGAUAGGAUACCUGUUUCCGAGGCAAGCUUGAAGGAUUAUGUAGUGGUGUUUGAUGCUGUUUAUACACCUAGAAAGACUAGUCUGCUGAAAGACGCUGAGGCUGCUGGAGCAAUCACUGUCAGUGGAGUUGAAAUGUUUCUUAGACAGGCCAUUGGCCAGUUCCACCUUUUCACCGGAACUAAAGCACCCGAAGAAUUCAUGCGCGAUAUCGUUAUGGCAAAAUUCUAAUUAUCAAGAAUUUCCAUGAAAUUUGUUUCUCUUCAGAAUCAGGGCCGGCUCUAAUGUUGUCCAAGUAAGGCUUUUGCCUUAGCCCCCAAAUUAUGGGGGGCCCAUUUUUUUAGAAAUAAUAGAUUUAUAAGUAUUUAAAAAAAUGCUAAUAUUUAUGUAGUACUUUUCAUAAAAAAAGGUGGAGUUUUCUAUAACAGUUGUCUCAAAUUAAUAAUGUCUCAAGAUAGAUUCAA
This is a messenger RNA of Nicotiana attenuata, 2120 nucleotides long. RefSeq names its product bifunctional 3-dehydroquinate dehydratase/shikimate dehydrogenase, chloroplastic-like. Gene Ontology annotation, molecular function: 3-dehydroquinate dehydratase activity; shikimate 3-dehydrogenase (NADP+) activity. The coding region runs from base 334 to 1887 and encodes 517 amino acids. Gene Ontology annotation, biological process: shikimate metabolic process; chorismate biosynthetic process. The transcript is spliced from 9 exons. The record is from RefSeq and is a predicted model, not a curated record. Lineage: Eukaryota; Viridiplantae; Streptophyta; Magnoliopsida; Solanales; Solanaceae.